This is a messenger RNA of Botrytis byssoidea, 891 nucleotides long. RefSeq lists its product as uncharacterized. Lineage: Eukaryota; Fungi; Ascomycota; Leotiomycetes; Helotiales; Sclerotiniaceae. Bases 1 to 891 code for a protein of 296 amino acids. The transcript has 2 exons. The record is from RefSeq and is a predicted model, not a curated record.
AUGGCGUCCAACGGAAUAUCAAAAAACCCACCAACACUUCCCCCAUCGGUUGAAGAAUCAUACAAACGCAAAUGUAUUCAACUCAAGACUCGAAUGAAUGAAGUCGAAGAAGCAAAUGAUGCCGCGCGCCUCAGAUUGUCACGAAUGCGUCGAGCAAUCAAUAAGAUGCGUCUAGAGCGAGCCUUCUUGUUGGAACAAAUGUCGAAACGAACGAGUACAAAUGUGGAAGACUCAGAGGGUUCCCCAAGUCCACCUCCAACACCUCAAGAAAAGCCAUUGCGCACAAAGCGUGGUCAUCGCAAACCCUCUUUCCUGAAUACCCUCGGUGAUCCAACCGUUCCACUGCCCAACAGCUUGAAUGCCAAUCUCGCCAUCUCACCUUCCUCCUCCUCCUUCUCUCACACACAUCUCGAUAUGCCGAGUAACCCUAGCCAAGGAACAUUUAAUAGUUUCAAUACCUCCCUUGCCCAUCCACAACCAAUAUCUCCUCGCCGCGCACUCUCCAAUUCUACUCCUAUGGGUGGGCGAACGCCGCACUCAGCCUCCCAUUCUCCAUCUAUCCCCCCUUCUGGACCACCCAAAACACCUGCUUCAGGCUUUGAAUUAUACUGUCAGGAACUACGUGGGCCCAUGAUGGUACAACAUAGACGUGGUAUCAAAGAAGGAAACCUUGACAUCGACCGUCUUUUGGCAACCGGAUGGAGAGAAGCAGAUGCUGCAACCACAGAACGAUACGAGAAUCUAUUCAAAGCAAUGCAAAAUUCAAAGAAACUCGAGAACAGCACCCCCCUAGAUGACGAUGUAGAAAUGGGAGACAGUGGACGUGAAGAGACACCCAAUGGUAACGGAGCCAAUGGAGCUGCCGGCUUUACAUCCGUGAACAGAGGCUAG